Messenger RNA from Arabidopsis lyrata subsp. lyrata, 513 nucleotides. RefSeq lists its product as uncharacterized. The coding region runs from base 178 to 438 and encodes 86 amino acids. The transcript is spliced from 2 exons. NCBI's taxonomy places the organism in Eukaryota, Viridiplantae, Streptophyta, Magnoliopsida, Brassicales, Brassicaceae. The record is from RefSeq and is a predicted model, not a curated record.
CAAAUUUGUUGCAGAAUAUAUUGACAAAUUUGUUGCAAUCUAAUUAAUCAUAAUUCUGCCAUUUUCUGAACGGUCAUAAGAUUCUUUUUAUACAUAAAUUUAUAUAUAAUCAAAAUGUGUUGAUUCACUAGUUGAUAAAUCUUAACAAAAGAUAAAAAAAAAAAAAAAACAAGGAAGAUGUCGAGUAUGAAUAUGAUCAAGAUAACAAUGAUGAUGGCUUUGGUACUAAUGGGCGUGAGAGCAAUGACUGUGACUCAGAGUCAAGAAACAGACGUCAAGUUCGACUGUCGAAACAUGAACCAUAUAGCUUGGACUAAUGGAAUGGACUGGAACCCGAGGAUGUGUUAUUAUAUUUGCUCUGGACCUUGUGGUAAAGACAACAACUGUCUCCAACGUUGUAAGAAAUGUUGUCAUUGGCAUUGCAUGGAUCCAUGUUGAAGAUUUGAGAUUCAUGGGUUUUCGACUUGUUGAACUUUUGGCAUAUUUUUAUCUUUGUUAUUUCACAUACUAAAA